Messenger RNA from Dromiciops gliroides (monito del monte), 3874 nucleotides. RefSeq names its product BCL2 interacting protein 1 (gene BNIP1). Gene Ontology annotation, molecular function: SNAP receptor activity. The transcript is spliced from 6 exons. Lineage: Eukaryota; Metazoa; Chordata; Mammalia; Microbiotheria; Microbiotheriidae. Bases 47 to 730 code for a protein of 227 amino acids. The record is from RefSeq and is a predicted model, not a curated record. Gene Ontology annotation, biological process: retrograde vesicle-mediated transport, Golgi to endoplasmic reticulum. Gene Ontology annotation, cellular component: endoplasmic reticulum; SNARE complex.
CGCAAUUUGGUUUGGCCUCUACGGAGGCCCGUAGCCGGUUCCCAAGAUGGCGACUACUCUAGAUGUCCACGUCCGGAUGUGUAACCAAGAGAUUGUCAUAUUCGACUUGGAGGUUAAAGCGUUUAUCCAGGAUAUCCGGGAUUGCUCAGGACCAUUGAGCACACUUACAGAGCUAAAUGCCAAAGUGAAAGAGAAGUUUCACCACUUACGGCUUAGAAUACAGGAGCUCGAACAGAUGGCUAAAGAACAGGAUAAAGAAUCAGAAAAACAAGCUUUGCUCCAGGAAGUUGAGAAUCACAAAAAGCAGAUGCUCAGCAAUCAGACUGCAUGGAGGAAAGCAAAUCUUGCUUGUAAAAUUGCAAUUGACAAUUUAGAAAAAGCAGAACUUCUUCAAGGUGGUGACAUGAGGCAGAGAAAAACUACUAAGGAGACCCUGGCACAGACUUCCAGCAGCAUCACAGAAAGCUUGAUGGGCAUCAGCAGAAUGAUGUCCCAGCAGGUUCGCCAAAGUGAGGAAGCCAUGCAAAUUUUAGCAAAUUCUUCUCGAACUAUCCUGGAUGCGAAUGAAGAAUUUAAGUCUAUGUCAGGAACUAUCCAGUUGGGACGAAAGCUCAUCACAAAAUACAACCGCAGAGAACUGACAGACAAGCUGCUUAUUUUUCUUGCUCUCGCUCUCUUUCUAGCUACUGUUCUUUAUAUCCUAAAAAAGAGGCUUUUCCCAUUUUUGUAAGAUUUACAAGAGCAUCUUUCCUUUUGACAACCAGUUACGAAUCUGCUGUUCCUCUGAGUUCAGCCAGUGCUGCCGCUCAGACCAAGGAUGUCAGGUUUGUUUAUUCAGAUUGUUGAGUGUCUCAAAUGGAAAUGCCAUGGAUUUUGCCAGCAUUCUUUCAUAAGGGGCAGAGAGAAGAUUGGAAGGAAAACAUUUGCUUGGGAAGCUUACAGAGAUAUUGAAAUUCUAAGAUCCCCAGACCCAUGAUCUGCUAUGACUAGGCAGUUUAUGAGUACUUGAUAUAUGUUCUGGGGCUUUCUUUGUGUACUUGACAGACAUCUCUACUUUCUUCCCUCUCCUCCUCCCACCUAGAAUGCCUUGAGUUCUAGAAUGAAGAGAACUUAAAGGAAAGAAAGAUGAGAUUGGAAGAAAGACCAUAGAUUUUUAUCCAUUACUACUUAUUAAAUUUGAUAGUAUUAUUAGAACAAAAUGCAAUCUUAUUGUAUAAAAUGUCACUCUGGGACUAUACAAACUAUUUGUCUUGAUGCUGCAAUUCUUCUAAGUUGGCUUCAUGAACUAAAGGUUCCUUCUUAAAGUUGCCAUGAUGAGUGGUAUACCAGACUAGGCUAGGCCAGAGUUAUGUAGAACAGGUUAGUAGUCUGUCCCACUCUGUAAACUCAUCAUCUGAAAGGGCCAGAGCUAAGUAUAAUCAAGGAGAGCAAGAUGGGGCUAGUAAGUCACCGAAUAUUCAAGUCCUGUCUGGUCCUGAGUUCCAUAAGAGCCAGUGGAGUGGGAGCUGGGUGAGAACAGGCCUGAAGGUGACAAAGUCUUGUCCUACAGAUCUGGCUGGCCUUUUACUCCCUGGUUCUCUCAGUACCACCCUUGCUGACUAUUUAUAGCCUCCAGCUCAAGAGGGAGGCUGAAUGGAACCUGCACAUCUCCCCCGACUCCACUGCUGCCAUCUAUAGGGCUGCCUGGCACCUGUAGCAUCUCAAAGUAAAAAUAGCCAACAGGGGGCUCAGGAGCAGGCGAGGCCAGAGCAGCAAGAGCACUGCACAAGUCUGUAAAGUAAACAAAAUAGAGCACAAUUUUGGUAUGAGGGGUUACAAGGCAUUGUUUGAAGAAGCUAUGGGAAAAUGGUGUUUCUGGAAACCUGGACAAAAACUGAACUGCUAUAUAAAUAGAAGUCAUUAGACCCAGUUAUCAAACCACAUGUAGCUUCUUUGGUAAAGUUUGUAAGAUCAUUAUUGAUAAAAUCUGCUUUUGGCUCCAUAAGCCACACAGGAUCAAUUAUGAGGGUUACUACGUUUCAGUCAAUUAUUCAUUCAUUAUGUAUUAGUGAGAGAGAGAGAACUAUUUCUAGAGAAUACACACACACACACACACACACACACACACAUAGGCAUAUGUUGCUAACACAUACACACACACACACAUCUAUGUACAUAUACACCUGACAGCCUUGCUGUUUAGGCUCAUAGAAGUGGCUGAACUCAGGAACAGAGUAUCCCUAAGUGGUUGUCAAAAGGAAAAAGAUACUUCUAAAUUUUACAAAAAUGGGGAAAAGGUAUAUGUGUAAAUCUACAUGAUAGACUAUGUAUAUAUGUAUAUGCAUGUACAUAUGUAUAUGUAUAUUUACACACACCUUUCAUACUUGACAGUAAACGACAUAAAGGUGAUUGGUUUCUGCAUAAUAGUAAUUUUAAAAAAUGACUGAAUGAGACAUAAUACUUAAUCCUCCACAGUAUGUAUGUAUAUAUGUAAUAUGUUCUCAGAUAUAUUCUCCACUAAAAUCUUACUGAAUCAUGGCAUGGAAUGACCUGGGCCAUACCAAGGGGACACAAGCUUUCGUACCAAACUGGAAAGGCUUCACUAAAUGGAGAGACAUAUCACAAGGAGGUUGACCAACAGAUAGUGAAUUUUCCUUCCAACCACAGCAACUCCUUAAGGUCUACUGAGGCACGGAGGAAUUGUGAUGCAUAUAUGUUGCUUAAGAGCUCCCUCUGUCCAAUAUUGGUGAAGUCACAGAUUCCUUGGAGAAAUCACUUGAACUUUUUGAGCCAUAGUUUAUUCAUCUGUGAAAUGAGGAUGAUUACAUUUGUACUUUCUACCUCACUACAAGGUAGCUAUGAGAAAUGAGAAUUACCUUCAAGUCCUAUGAGAGCACUUAUUCUUGAAGUGUGUGUACAUAUACAUACAUGGUUUCAGUUUUGUUUUUCUUGUUUUCAAAAUGGGAGAGGAAGUGAGAUGAAGAGAAUAUGUGUUUGUUAACUGAAAUAAAAGAAAAGUUUUAAAAUAAUGUACACAUAACAGUAAUAUACCUAAUUUAGACAUAUAACAUACACAUAAUUUUAAGCUUAGAAUUAAAGUAUAGAUGGAGAAUUCUAAGUCCAACUCCUAUCAUAAAUGUAGCAGAAAGACAUCAAAUAAGCACUUUGUAUUCUUAAAAGUUUUCUUCCCUACUUAACUGUUGUUAUUAUACUAGAAAUAGAGAAGUGUUUAUUUCACAUUUCCUAUUCUUAUUUUUUUACAUUAGACAAAAUGACAUUUAGCUUCUUUGAGGACCAGAACUAACCCUAUUUUCAGUAAAUCCCACUGUUGUCAUCAAAAUUUACACUUUGCACAAAGGUUGAGUCAGGGUACCAAAUUUAAAAUCAGCUUCCUCAUUCUGGACAGUGCUAGCACAACUCUAAACACAUCCAGUAGAGGGCAGUGUUUCACACCCACUUACCUACAAGACUAUGUAAAGUAAGAUAUACUACAAUCAAAUCUUAGAACUGGAAAGUGUUUAAGGCUCAAAUAGUCCAACCUCUUUAUUUUUCCAGGUGAUAUUGUAUAAAGGUUAAUAUUAAAUGUAAUAUUAUUAUACUGUAAGAGAUGACAGCUAUGAUGAUUACAGAGAAGCAUGAAAAGACAUACAUGAACUGAUGCAAAGUACAGUAAGGAGAGUCAAGAAAACAAAACUACAUAAUGAUUACAGCAAUGAAAAUGGGAAAAUAACCACAAGAGAAUUAAAAAUGAAUGUUGUAAAAUUACAAACAACAAGCUUCAAAGAAGAGAUAUAAGAAGAUACCUCCACUUCUUUUAAAGGGAGAGGGCAGGUCUAAAUGUGGAAUAUUGCAUAUAAUGUCAUAUUUUUUCAAUGUAUUGAUCAGUUUUGCGUCA